CUCAGAUGAAUAGUGCUUGUUCGAAGAGCUUUCUGCUGAAAAGAGCUUGAAUUGUGCAUUCUAUAAGCUGUAUGAGCUUCCUUUGGGAAUAUCCUAAACUAAUCGUAGAGCUGUUAGCUUCUCAGCACAGCAGUUUCCAGAUGUCGCUGAUAUUUUUGCUUGUAUGCGUUGCAACUCUAGCUGUCGUUCUCUGGUUAGUAACUCGAGAGGAAACUGUAACGUUAGAUGGCUCCGAAUACGUUUUGAUCACCGGAUGCGAUUCCGGAAUCGGCUAUAUGUUGGCGAAUCACCUACAAAAAGGAAAUGGUCGCAAUGGCGUAUUUCAAGUUAUCGCAACCUGUGUUCAUCCUUACGGAAAAUCCGCUUCCCAGCUGAAAUCAGUGGGAAUUAAGGUCGUUGGAUUGGACUUCACGAAGGACAAUAUAAAGUCAUUCUGUGAGCAGGUAGAUGAACUUGUGGGAUCUGCAAAGCUUCACGCAGUCGUGAAUAACGCAGGAGUCUGUAUAAUGGGCGAGUUCGACUGGUUUACCGACGAUCAGAUUGACUACAUCUUCACAGUUAACACUGGAGCAAUUCGACUAGUGAAGUGUCUGAUGGCUAGAAUUAUGAGCAACCGAACGCGGGUGAUAAACCUGACUAGUGUGAAUGGAACGCUCGCUUAUCCAGGCCUAGCAAUAUACUGCUCGUCGAAAUACGCACUAGAAGGGUUCUCGGAUGCGCUUGCCAUGGAGCUGGCUAAGUUUGGUGUGCACGUCAUUAAAUUUCGACUCGGUGACUUUUCUAAUAUUACAUCAAUAAUGGCCAAUCAAAAAUUGCACGCUGACCUUAUGUGGCAUAAUUUUAAUGAAGAGCAACGCGCACAGUAUGACGCUUAUUUCCAUGCUUAUCAGCGAGUGGUCAUGGCCCAGGCUGGUGGACUGAGUGUGACUAAGUUCAAUGAUCUGAUGUAUUGUUUCGACAAAGCACUGCUAUCUGUCCGACCUCGGGCACUGUACAUAUCUGGAAAUGCCAUUUAUCUAAGCAUACUUUGGUUACUGACUUGGAUCCCGGAAGUAUGGCGAAAUGGUUUUGUUGCUUGGACGUUUCAGAAGGCAAUGCAGUCCCAUGGAGUAAUCCCGCCAGUAACGUUCAAUUACACAGAACAUAAUAGUACUACAAAUAUGAAUAACUCGAAAAAACGGCACGUUCACCGUGUAAUACCUUAAAUACAUUUAAGCCUGGAAGAAGUAACACUGACCAGCACGAACAACGAAGCUGUGUUUGAUAGUGAGCUAGGAUGUAAACGAGAGAGAAUUACGAAAAAUCUCCAUAUUAAUUAACGGAUUAAGGUGUGUUUUUCUAUUAGUUACUCGAUUGAAAUAGUUAUGUUGUCGUAAAGCAAGUAGCCGAAUUUAUUCCGCGAUAUUGUCAACAACUGGCCGGAUUGAACGAAUAACACGUUACGACUUUUCCUCUGUCCCAAUUUAUUCAUUAGAAACGAAAGCUACCACUUCCAAGCUGUACGGUACCAGUAAUACUCAGCCAUUUAUCGUUUCCCAUGCAUUAUAGAACAAUUGUUAAAGAGUUUAUUGCCCGCAGCUCCGAAAGCCAUGGAAAUUAUUAGCCUAUUCUCUUCUGAAGAAACGGUUUUUUUUUACUGGAAAAUUAGUGU
Varroa destructor (honeybee mite) is the source of this 1651-nucleotide messenger RNA. RefSeq names its product retinol dehydrogenase 5-like. The record is from RefSeq and is a predicted model, not a curated record. Gene Ontology annotation, cellular component: intracellular membrane-bounded organelle. Gene Ontology annotation, biological process: steroid metabolic process. Gene Ontology annotation, molecular function: oxidoreductase activity. NCBI's taxonomy places the organism in Eukaryota, Metazoa, Arthropoda, Arachnida, Mesostigmata, Varroidae.